Molecule: messenger RNA, 3465 nt
Organism: Sphenostylis stenocarpa
Lineage: Eukaryota; Viridiplantae; Streptophyta; Magnoliopsida; Fabales; Fabaceae
Source: the annotation of a GenBank genome assembly
AUGGAUUCCAUCCGCAAAGCAGGGGUUGUAUUUACAAUUCAUAACCUUGAAUUUGGAGCUCAUUUCAUCGGAAAAGCAAUAGCAUUCGCAGACAAGGCUACAACCGUCUCCCCAACUUAUUCUCUGGAGGUUUCUGGAAAUCCUAUAAUUUCUCCUCAUCUGCACAAGUUUCAGGGUAUUAUAAACGGAAUUGACCCAGAUAUAUGGGACCCAUUUAACGAUGAGUUGAUUCCUAUAUCAUACACAUCCAAAAAUGUUAUCGAAGGUAAAAAGGCUGCCAAGAAAGCCUUGCAACAAAAGCUUGGUUUGAGAAUAGCUGAUCUUCCUUUGCUGGGAAUUAUUUCUCGAUUGACUCAUCAAAAAGGAAUCCAUCUUAUCAAGCAUGCUAUAUCUCGCACCCUAGAGCGUGGUGGACAGGUUGUGUUACUUGGCUCAGCUCCAGAUCCUUGUAUUCAAAAUGAUUUUCAAAAUUUGGCCAAUCAAUUGCAUUCUCUCCAUCAUGAUCGUGCUAAGCUUUGUCUUGUAUACGAUGAGGCCCUAUCACACUUGAUAUAUGCUGGAGCUGAUUUCAUUGCUGUUCCUUCAAUCUUUGAGCCAUGUGGUCUAACACAACUCGUAGCAAUGAGAUAUGGUUCAAUACCUAUUGUUCGAAAAACUGGAGGACUAUGCGACACUGUAUUUGACGUUGAUCAUGACAAGGCUAGAGCACAGGCACAAGGACUGAAACCGAAUGGGUUUAGUUUUGAUGGAGCUGAUGCUACUGGUGUUGAUUAUGCCUUCAAUAGGGCAAUAUCAACAUGGUACGAGGAUCGUGAUCGAUUUAACAACUUAUGCAAGACAGUGAUGGAACAAGACUGGUCCUGGAAUCGACCUGCUCUGGAUUAUUUGGAGCUUUACCAUGUUGCACGCAAGGCGUCAACUUCUGUUCCCAUGCCUUCUAACAAACCAUCUUUAGUGCCUUCAACCCCUAGUCCAAGAAGUUCUGAAAUCAGUAAUCCUAUGAGAAGUCCAAGAAGUUCCGAAAUCAAUAACCCUAUGAGAAGGAGUUUUACUGGAAACCCCUUCACCAAACCCUCAAUAGUCCCAAAUCAUGGAGCCAAAACUCCCGCCAACAGCCCUUUAGAUUUUUCGAGAAGAGGCUCUGUUGGGAUUCGGGACAGCGGAGGGUCGUUGAGGGACUCCUUGGAUGAUAAAGAAAAUGGUAAAGAUCAAAUUUUGAAAUCGGUUAAGGUUCGAUCGCCAGCUAUUUGCUCAAAGGGCUCAAAGAAUUUUAUGUCUCCAACCAUUUCUGCUUCCUGCAAGAUCAACGAGUCUCCCAGAAAGAAAGUUCUAACUGAGCGGAAUGAGAUGGUUCCAAGUCCCGUGGACCUGAAAAGCCACGUCCGCAAGGUAACUUUCGCUGAGCCCUUGGAGGAAGACCCCAGAUCUUCCUUGACAAGUGAGGAUUUGAGGAGUGAGAGUGAAACUCAUUGUUUGAAUAUUCCUUUGAUGUUAAAGAAUGAUACAGAUUCAUCUUUUGAAAGUAUCAAUAGCUUUGAUGUGAAUGAUCCUUUGGUUCUGGAGGAUGAAAUUCACACUGAACCAUCUUUUGAAAAUGAGCCUGAUCGUGUAAACCUUGAUCCCACUUUCAAGCUUAGCCCUACUGCCACUCCUCCUGUUUCAUUGAAAGCUACAGUUGUAGAGCCUCGUGGUGCUGAUCCCUUGAUACCCCCGUAUGACCCUAAAACCAACUACCUCUCCCCUAGACCACAGUUUCUUCACUACAAACCAAAACCACGAAUGGAACUCUGCAGGGAGAGGGACUUAGAGGAUAGCUUCAUAUCUGGAAGCUUUUCAGAUUCAGAAGUCACGGAGGAUACCCAAUCUGAAGGCUCACAGAAGGAAUUGGAUGUUUCUUCUGAUGAAACCGUUAAGGAAGAAGAGGACCAGAUUUCUGAACCAAGUCCUGCUAGGAGGACUUUCGUGCCAGAAGAAUCUGCUGAAGCAAAAGAGGUGCCGAAACCACGUUUCACAGUGAGAGCAAAGGCCAUUGCUAUGAUCUUGCUUCUUGCUGUUGCUUUUGUAUCGAUCGCAGUCACAGAUUCUCCUGUGAUUGAUCGAAAUGUGUUUGAAGACUUCUACAAGGUCUAUGAAUCUUCCGAAUUCUCAGUGUUUGCAAGAGCUAACAUUGAUCGGCUCACCCAGUUUGCAGGAACAAAUUUGGAUGAGAUAGCUCGAACUUCGCAAAUUUGGUUUACCAAGUUGUUGUCUUCCAUAUCUGAUUUCAUUUCAGAUGUUAGAGGAGCACACAAUUUGGCCAACAUUCAAUAUUAUAACUUGACGGUUCUGCAGGAUUAUUCCAUGGUGGAGCAGUACACUAUAUUUGGUCGUGGUGAAAAUGAAAUAAGUGAGACUCACGCACAAGUAUGGGACGCUGAAGAAACCGAUGCUGCCUCAAGUAUUGACAGUGAGGAUAUUGAGGAGGAACAUUAUGAGGUAUAUGAAGAACGAGUUCAGCAAGAUAUUGCAACAGUUACUGGAGUUGAAACUGUUUUGGAUGCUCUAGAGUCUGAGGAAGCACUCGACAUUGCAGAAUCAGAGCAACUGGCUGAAGCAGGAAACGUUGAUAUUGCAACAAUUGCUGGAGUUGAAAUUGUUUUGGAUGCUCAAGAGUCUGAGGAAGUACUCAAUGUGAUAGAAUCAGAGCAACUGGCUGAAGCAGGAAACUUGGAAGAUAAGCUGGUACAAGAAGCUGAGACUAGCUUAAAUGUUGAAGAUCAGCCUAGUUUGAAUUCAGAGGUUUCUGAAAUUGGAAUUGAAGCGCAUGACUCAGAUGCAACAAAUCAGGCACAAGAAUAUGAUUCUGAAGUCAAUGUCAACAAGCUAAGUGAUGCAAGUUUAGAUUCAGAUGCUGCCACCUUCAUUGAUGAUGUAGCAGAGGAAAAAUCAGCAACCAUAGAUGCUGCAAUCAAAGGGGAUGAAGUGCAAUUAGAAGCAGCUCACAUUCCUUCACAUGUGGUGCUGUAUUUGCUGCUCGGUGCUGGUACUGUUUUAAUUGCAGGUGCAGGUUUCAACUGGUCUAGGAAGGGGGGUAAAAGCAAAAGCAGAAGCUCUAACGAGCAACCUCUGGAGUUGCAUAACGUCUCUUUGCCAUCUAAGAACGAGCAGGUUUCUCCAGAUAAGUCAUCUGGACCCAUAGAAAUGGACGUGCUUGAAGAUUCAUGUCCUUCAGAAGCGAGCAGCUUCCACCAAAACUCAUUCUACAGUGAAAAAGUAGCGAAUGAAGGUCGCAGAUUAGGCCCUGAGAAGAAGCGCAAGAAUAACUACAGGAGAGAAUCUUUGGCAUCUUCUUCAUCAGACUAUUCCAUGGGAAGCUUAACUGUGUACGAGGAAAUUACAAUCAAGCAGGGACAUGGAGAUGAGAAGAUCAUCACUCCUGUUAGGCGUUCAAGUAGAAUUAGAAACCAAGCCACCUCUCCUUUAUAG